AAGGCAGCUCGGAGGCUUGAACACAACAAAGCAACGAAGCGAUUCCUGCCGAAAUGCGAAAUCGUUCAAUGUGGGAACGGAGUACAUUGAAUCCUUAACGACCCCGGACAUCCUUUUCACACCCAACUGAGUCUCCCUCCGCCACGGACCCGACCACGGUCCCCCCACGGUCGCUCUCCCAUUCAUCUACGACACCUCGCAAACAAAGAUGUCUGCACUCUGUGCGUUCUUAUUCUAAAAACGUUUUCAGAAGGAUUGGAAAGCGAGAACCAUGUCGUCUCCGCGCAGAGAUCACGGUCGGAGCCAUCGUCGAGGAGACAACCAGAGCGAGGAUUUCGCCGCCUACAAGCGCCGGCUGCGGGAGGAGAUCAGCGAAACCGGUGUUCCUGGUAUUUGGUCAUCAUCUCCCGAUGAACCAUCGUCGUCGGAGGAUCCGGACGAGGACUCACAUCGCAAGAAAGACAAAUCUGGCAAAGAGAAGUCCUCGCGGAAGAAGAAACACCACAAGAAGAAGCGUUCAAAGAAAUCGAAAAAGACUAAGCACAGGAAACGGGAUCGGUCCGAUUCCGAGAGCGAAGAGGACACAGGUGACGAUGCCCGAGGCGUCAAACGAAGCAGAAAGCGAGAGAAGCAGAAGAAAACAAAACGUGACCGUAGUUCCGACGAUGAUAUCGACGAAGUGACAGCCGAAGAGACUUCCGUGAAACGAAGCUCAUCGAAGAAGUCCAAAAAGGCAAAGAAGUCGAAGAAAGCAAAGAGCAAGAAGAAGUCACGCAGGAGUACAUCGUCUUCCGAUGAAUCAUCGUCGGACAGCGAAUGGGAAGAAGCUGAGAAGCCUCCGGCACCGAAACCGCUGGUACUGGAUAAAGAACAGCUAGAUUGGAUUGAGGAGACGCGCAAGAAGCAGAGCAACAACCGCCUCAUGGAGGCCGAGGACGACGACGAAAUCGGACCCCUUCCCCACAGAGUACUCCUAACUCAAAAAGAGAUGGGAAAAGCUUUGCUUCCCGGAGAGGGCGCUGCGAUGGCGGCGUUCAUCGCCGAAGGCAAACGCAUACCUCGAAGAGGUGAGAUCGGUCUCACGUCGGAUGAAAUCGAUCAGUUCGAGAACGUGGGCUACGUAAUGUCCGGAUCUCGACAUCGGAGGAUGGAAGCCGUUCGUCUGCGGAAAGAAUCGCAAUUGUAUUCAGCGGACGAGAAACGAGCUCUAGCAAUGUUCAACAAGGAGGAGCGCCAGAAGAGGGAAUCUACCAUCCUAAAUCAAUUCAAACAAGUAAUUGAGUCGAAGCUCAGCAAGUGAAUCGCCAGCUGAGAUGUAAAAAUCAUUCAGAUACAUAAUGUGUAAAAUGUAAAUACAAUAUAUUGGGUUCGUAUGCUUUCGCAAGAAAAUGAA
Molecule: messenger RNA, 1393 nt
Organism: Galendromus occidentalis (western predatory mite)
Lineage: Eukaryota; Metazoa; Arthropoda; Arachnida; Mesostigmata; Phytoseiidae
Product: NKAP family protein CG6066-like
Exons: 4
Coding region: 272-1300 (342 amino acids)
Biological process (GO): regulation of gene expression
Cellular component (GO): nucleus
Molecular function (GO): chromatin binding
Source: RefSeq, a predicted model, not a curated record